AUGGCAGAAUUGGUAGAGAAAUCGAGUGGUGCUGGUGUCAUUGUGCGUCGCGAGCCUUGGUACAAGAAUCCUACAUUGGUGUGGAUACUCAAGUCAACAGCUGUCAAUUUGAUUCUUCCCUUCGUCAACGGCGUCAUGCUUGGCUUUGGCGAGAUUUUGGCAAACGAGCUAGUCUUCAAGUUUGGGUGGUUUGGUUUCUCACGCGUUUCUCCAAGCACUGCUCUCGGCUUAUCCCCCGGCAUCCCUCCAAGUGGAACGACCGAAUACAGGAAAACUCUUCAAAACGAGGUCAAACGUGCCGAACAGCAACAGCAACAGCAGCAGUAUACCAACACCCCCGAUCAAUUAGAAUUACAAUAA
Molecule: messenger RNA, 360 nt
Organism: Lichtheimia ornata
Lineage: Eukaryota; Fungi; Mucoromycota; Mucoromycetes; Mucorales; Lichtheimiaceae
Exons: 1
Coding region: 1-360 (119 amino acids)
Biological process (GO): protein insertion into mitochondrial outer membrane; mitochondrial outer membrane translocase complex assembly
Cellular component (GO): mitochondrial outer membrane
Source: RefSeq, a predicted model, not a curated record